GGCAGCUUAUUCUGAUUGUUUUGUUUGUGGUUCGUGUUUAUAAAUUUUUUAGCUCAAAUUUUGCAGUUUUGUAUGGUUUCCUUAUGUGAUUGUUAUUCUUUACAAUGAGUAUGAACUUAUUAGUAACACGUCUGUAUUUUGUCAAGAGUGUUUGAUCAAGUUUCGUAGAACUCAUUUAGUCUCAUAUUUUCUAAUUAUUCAAAUUGAAAACAAGUGCUUGACGUAACGAGAUGGCUGCAAUAUUAUCUCAAAACAGCUCCACUGGGUUUUAUAAAGCUCCUGUAUCGAAAGGAAUUCUAGGCUGUAUGUUUUUAACUUCUUGUGCCCUGAAUGUGCCUCUUCUUGCUCACAUCAAACAAUAUGUAGUGUACAAUAUUCAUAACAUUUUUCAUAAAUAUGAGAUUUGGAGAGUUGUUUCAUCUAAACUAACAUUUCUUGAAACUAAAGAUUUAGUAUGUGGAUGUUUGCUUAUUUAUUAUUUCAGAAUAUUUGAACGGAGAUAUGGUUCCCAUAAAUUUUCAUCAUACUUGAUGGCUGCUUGUACAGUAUCAACUCUUCUUGAAUUAAUAUUUGUAUUUUUUCUUAAUAAGUUUGAUGCACAAAUUACUUAUCUCCCUACAGGACCGUACAGUUUAAUAUUUCCUUUAUUUGCUAAUUAUUUUAUGGACAUUCCUCGAGUUGCUCAAACUUAUAUACUGGGCAUUCCAGUUACUGGAAAAACUUUAACUUACUUAGUGGGACUUCAGAUAAUGAGUAGUAAUAAAGAAUCCAUGAUUUCCGGUUUUUGUUCCUUACUUGCUGGAGUCAUCUGUAGGAAUAAUUUCCUGCAUGUUCUAGAUGUUAUCAAAGUUCCAAAAUUUAUAGCAAAGUUUUUUAGUGUAUGCCUUGGUUGGAUACUUGAUUCCUCACCACCAUCUGAUAAUUCAGUUCCAAUGGGUGCCACUUUAGAAAUUCAAAGGCAACAACAGCUGGAGAUGAUGGAACAGCAAUUAUUGCUUUCCAGAGCUCGGGAAACUCGAGAUAGGGGCAAUACAGGGCGCCCCCAUAAUAGACAGCAAAUGGCUCAGGGUUAUGCUGAACGACUGGUACCUCCUAACAAUGAAGGAGGUUUAUUUGGUAGUUUUCAUAACCAGAAUAUAUGGAAUAACGCAUUUAAUCCCACUUCUUUACUCAGAAGAAAUUCACAGCCUGAUGAAGAUGAUCCAGCUGAUACUGAAAUGGCUAAUGGUAUAAACCAGAAUCAUAUAGAUGCUUCUAGUCCUGUGCAAGAAGAUCAGGUGAAAACUCUUGUGGAGAUGGGAUUUGAAAGGGAGAAUGUUAUCCGUGCCCUCCAAUUAUCAAACAAUGACUUAAACAUGGCGACUGUGAUUCUUCUGAAUGAAAGCUGAGAAACAUGAUUCUUGUAAUUCUGUAAAUAAUUCAAUUGAACUUGAGCUAGAUAAACUGAAGCGAGUUACUUUUUAAAUAAACCAAAAACAAGAUAA
This is a messenger RNA of Parasteatoda tepidariorum (common house spider), 1484 nucleotides long. RefSeq names its product ubiquitin-associated domain-containing protein 2. The record is from RefSeq and is a predicted model, not a curated record. Lineage: Eukaryota; Metazoa; Arthropoda; Arachnida; Araneae; Theridiidae. Gene Ontology annotation, molecular function: protein binding; serine-type endopeptidase activity.